AUGGAAAACGCUGCAGCAGCAACCACAACUAGCGACAUUAGCAACCUACAAAUCGUAUCCAACAAAAGAAAACUGAUUCUCCAUGUAGAUGUUAGAAACACCAUAAUCGUGGCCGACUCAGUGACCAAAAUAAACGUCGAGCAAGCCCUAAACAGCUACCUAACCGGAGUACUUUGGGGACGAGAAUCCCAAGGUAAGUGGGAAUGGGUUAGUACCGAGCCUAGUCUGACUCGGCCGGAACCGAAUACUAUCAGCUACUACAAACAUUUAGAGAAAAGUCUGGUUAGUAAGCCAGAAGAUAGAGGGCGUUUGAGAAUGGAGACGGGCGAUUUUACGACGGAAGAUAUCGGGGUCAAGUUCAGAGAGUAUUACGAGAAACAUCUGGAACUGUUGAAAUGGCGACUUAAUGAUGAGAACGUUCCAGGAAAGAUCAACAACUGCAUGUGUAAAAAGAAACGUUUAAAUCUUAACGGUAUAGCCAACAACAACGAAAUUAACAGUAAAAACAACAACAGCAGCAACGAUGACAAAGGUUUUGGGAUCCAGGGCAACAGUUACAAAGACAUUUCCUUGCGCUCUAAUCCGAUGAUCAUGAACGUUGUUAAAAGCGAUCGGAUCGACGAAUACCACUACAUUCUACCUUCAUUUGUCAAACUUAUUAGUUACCUACUGGAAAACAACAGAAAUUUUUCUAUUAUAAUCCGAACGUACGGACAGGACGCGCCAAAUGUUUUGUCCAGUAUUCGCUACAUUUGUCGCCGCGGCAAACACCCAAAUUUUCCGCGAAGAUCUAAAAUUGCAGUCAACACGACGCCUGGUCAUUUGACGAGAAGUGAUAGUCAACCGUUUUUCAAAUUAUCUCACUUCGUAAAAUUAAAACGAACGAAUUCAACAAAGCAAGUAUCAAAAAGCAUCACUAUUCCAUCUAAACUACGUUGUGAUUCUAGUUCAAAUCAUUGUAAAAAGAUUUUCGAUUUUAAAUAUUAUAAAUAUUUUGCGAAGAAACUCGAGCACUACAAAAAACAUUGCCUACAUCACGACACAAAGUUGAAGCUUCGACAUCUUGUGAUAAAAAACGAAAACGACAUUUCACAAUUUUUUAAUAACUCUCGCGGCAUCAGUGGCUACGUCGACGAUUUUAUUUACUGGCAAAAGAAUGGCUACAACAGCCACACAGGUAAACCUUUGUGGCUGAUCUUGCCGGGUCUCAAAACAUACGACGAAUUUUUUGGAAAUUUCAAAGAUAUUCAUACAUCUACUAAUAUUUCGUCCGGUAACAACGACACUUCUUGCCAAGCCAAAAACGCAAACAAUAUUUUAGCAGGUAGUCAAUCAACUAAAACCGCAAAUCGUCACCUAAACUCAGUAGAAACCCAUCAUCACAUAUUUUUUGACGAUAACAUCAGAGUAGAUGACGAAGACAACAUUGUAGAUAUCAGAUUAUUGGAUAAGCAAACCAAAAAAUGGCGAAGUUUAACAACGGAAGAAAUAAAAUUUUGUGAAAAUAUCUUUCUAGUUCAAGCGAGCUUGAUGGAAAGCAUUGAGAAUGAAAAUUAUUUCAUCGACAACGUCAACAUGUGCGAGAGGAAUCUUGAAAAUAUACUCCAAUUACAGCAACAAUUGUGA
Messenger RNA from Helobdella robusta, 1626 nucleotides. RefSeq lists its product as hypothetical. Bases 1 to 1626 code for a protein of 541 amino acids. The record is from RefSeq and is a predicted model, not a curated record. Lineage: Eukaryota; Metazoa; Annelida; Clitellata; Rhynchobdellida; Glossiphoniidae. The transcript has a single exon.